Alligator sinensis (Chinese alligator) is the source of this 2004-nucleotide messenger RNA. RefSeq names its product cyclin dependent kinase 16 (gene CDK16). Gene Ontology annotation, cellular component: synaptic vesicle; nucleus; cytoplasm. Gene Ontology annotation, biological process: exocytosis; protein phosphorylation; neuron projection development. The coding region runs from base 400 to 1851 and encodes 483 amino acids. Gene Ontology annotation, molecular function: protein kinase activity; ATP binding. The transcript has 17 exons. NCBI's taxonomy places the organism in Eukaryota, Metazoa, Chordata, Crocodylia, Alligatoridae. The record is from RefSeq and is a predicted model, not a curated record.
CAAUGUGUUUCUAUCCCUUUAAAACACGGUGGAAAGGGGUAGAGAGAUGCUUGGGAGGGGUUCCAGGUAGGGGAACCUGGCAGUGUCCCCCCGCUUGGGGGCCGGAAUGGUACGUUCCGCCAGGGACAGGGUGGAAAGGCCCGGCCGGGGGCUGGUGCUGGGCAGUCGUCGGGUGGGAGGUGGUAGGGUUGUGGGGGGUGGUGUUAGUCGCUCGCUGCCCGCAGGGAGGAGUUGUGCGGACGCUCCUUGUGGUGUCCAUGGGCUGUUGAGCGGAGCCGAACUCGGGGCGGCCAAGCCGGGGGCCAUGGCUGAGGAUUAUUGGGACCAGCCGCGUUGAACCACCCCCCCCCCAGCCCCCUGCAGCCGCCGCCGCCGGGCGGCCCCUGUCCCGGCCCCACCAUGGAUCGCAUGAAGAAGAUCAAGAGGCAGCUGUCAAUGACGCUGCGGGGCAGCCGGACGGCUGAGAAGAGCCUCAGCGACCAGAUCAACACUGAGGAAAACAACAGCAGUGACAGUGAGAUGGUGCAGGAGGACCUGAAGAUGGGCUCGGAUGGGGAGAGUGACCAGGCCUCAGGAACAUCUUCUGACGAGGUGCAGUCGCCUGUACGGCUCCGCCUACGGCCCAGCACUGCCCGCAAGAUCUCCACUGAGGACAUCAACAAGCGGCUGUCACUGCCGGCUGACAUUCGCCUGCCUGAGGGCUACCUGGAGAAGCUGUCACUCAACAGUCCCCUCUUUGACAAGCCACUCAGCCGGCGCUUGCGCCGCGUCUCCCUGUCAGAGAUUGGGUUCGGGAAACUGGAGACCUACGUGAAACUGGACAAGCUGGGAGAGGGCACAUAUGCCACAGUGUACAAGGGCCGCAGCAAACUGACUGACAACCUGGUGGCACUGAAGGAGAUUCGGCUGGAGCACGAGGAAGGGGCACCAUGCACUGCCAUCCGCGAGGUGUCCCUGCUGAAGGACUUGAAACAUGCCAACAUUGUGACGCUGCAUGACAUCAUCCACACUGACACCGCCCUCACCCUUGUCUUUGAGUACCUGGCUUGGCCCUGCCCCCAGCAGAUGACUUCCUUCCCCCCACCCCAGGACAAGGACCUGAAGCAGUACCUGGAUGACUGUGGCAACAUCAUCAACAUGCAUAAUGUCAAGCUGUUCCUGUUCCAGCUGCUGCGGGGCCUGGCCUACUGCCACCGCUUGAAGGUGCUGCACCGUGACCUCAAGCCCCAGAAUCUGCUCAUCAAUGAGCGUGGGGAGCUCAAGCUGGCUGACUUUGGGCUGGCACGGGCCAAGUCGAUUCCCACCAAGACGUACUCCAACGAGGUGGUGACACUGUGGUACCGGCCCCCGGACAUUCUGCUGGGCUCAACUGACUACUCCACUCCCAUAGACAUGUGGGGUGUGGGCUGCAUCUUCUAUGAGAUGUCCACAGGCCGCCCGCUCUUUCCUGGCUCCACUGUUGAGGAGCAGCUGCACUUCAUCUUCCGAAUGCUCGGGACCCCCACGGAGGAGACAUGGCCAGGCAUCCUGUCCAAUGAGGAGUUCAGAGCCUACAAUUACCCCAAGUACCGCCCAGAAGCCCUGCUCAGCCACUCCCCCCGGCUGGACAGUGACGGGGCUGACUUGCUGGGGAAGCUGCUGCAGUUUGAGGGGCGCAAGCGGGUCUCGGCCGAUGAUGCUAUGCGGCACCCCUUCUUCCAGAGCCUGGGCGAGCGUGUCACCAAGCUCCCAGACACGACAUCAAUAUUUGCACUAAAAGAGAUCCAGCUGCAGAAGGAGACAGGGCUGCGCUCGGCCUCCCUCCCUGACUCCGGGGGUGCUGCCCUUCACAUGGUGGAUACUGAAUUUUAGCUGCUGGGUCAGUGAAUGGGCAGACUCGCCGGCCCAGCCUGCUGCUGUGACCUUGCCCCCUGGACACUGAGGGAGUGGAGCUGGAAUAAAGCCCUCCCCCAGCCUGGCUUUCUCCCCAGCCUGAAGCCUGAUCCUUCACACAGGACACUGCAU